GUGAUCUCAGAGACAGACUCAGUCACUGUCAGCCACCAUCAUCUGCUUCAAUAUGUUUAGGUUAUUUUAUACUGGGGAGCAAGAAACUAUCAAAGGUUUCUCACGUUUACAGACACAGACAGGAACUGAACUGCUGUUAGUGUCACAUCAGAGGUCACCCUCUGAGGGCAAAGUGAGAUGUUUUUACACUGUGCAGUAUGCAGAUGUGAAUUCUCCCUCUUCACACAGUAACACAGUCUUUGUCAGCGUACGAAGUGACAGACAGUUUCUCAUUUCAGUUUAGAUUAAACUCUUCUAACAUUACACAUGUAUGUUAAUGUAAAUUAUAAAACAUGAUGACUCAGCGUUACAGUAGGACUUCUGUGAAUGUCAACACUGUUUUAUUUAUUGCACUGUUGAAACAUGACGAGUAUGUGACUGAUACUUAAUGAUGGUACAUUGAUCUUCAUGCAGGUCAGAAACCAAAGAUGAGUGUUCAGCAUUUUAAUGGAGAACAUGUUCAUUUCGUUUGCUCUCUGCCUGGAUCUGUGAAAAAUGACACAAGAUGUAAUCUGUACUUUGGAGAAGCAAGUCGUCCAGUCCUGACAGCAGCUGUCUUGAACAAUAGCGAGACAAAAACCAAACAGAGGUUCUGCCAGUUUUAUGUCCCAGUUGCUGAUUUUUUGAAGCAUCUAUUUCUUGUUCAACAAAAGGAUGCCAGCUGUGAUUACAGUUUGGAAAAUGAACCCAACUCUUUGUCACCUCGCAGUGAUCGAUACAACAUGACAAAUAUUUUGGCAAAAGAAUGCACAAUGUCACCAUGUACCAUGACCACAGCACAACUGAGUCUCAGCAAUCCCAGUGCUUCCAAUAAUACCACUCCUGUAACCCCCCCAUCAGAAGUUCCAAAACUUCAAAAGCCUGAAUCAAACCAUACCUCACAAAAGAAAACAUCAGCAGAAUCAAGAGCGACCACCACAAAGUCAACAUCUACCACAGCCACAGCAAAACCGCAGCAAAAUACUUCCACCUCUACCACUUCUGUGAACUCACCGUCUAAGUCAGCAGAAUCAAGUCUCACGACACCCAGGGCUUCCAUUUCUACCAGUACUGUGGACGUAUCAUCAGAAGAAGUCUCAAGAAAAACAAACACAAAAUCAUCAUUUACCUUGACCACAGAAUCGAGCCUCAGCAGUUUCAGUGCUUCCACUUCUCCCACUUCUGUCAUCUCACCAUCAGGAAAGUGGACACUGACUGUUGUGCUGGUCGUCAUUGGUUCUGGUGUAACUGUGGGUGCCAUCUUAUUGGUACUGGCACUUUUCAGAUCUAAAAGAAGAACUGAAGGAUAUUCUCUAAAGAGGACAAGAACCAGCAUCCAAGAUGACUUUGUGUGCAUGACAAAUAUUGACCCUGGAAGAAUGUUACCUGAAGGUGAUGAUGGAGCCUACAGUGUGAUCACUUCAAUACCUGAUGCCAGCUGUGCUACCGGUGCUCAGAAACUGAACAAACAAGAAAGGAGAGAGCAAGAUUUUGAUAUUUAUCAUCCAUACGCCACCAUCGCUGAGAAACCAGCUGCACCAGUCUCACAGGACAUGACCUACAGCAUGCUGCAGGCACAUUGAUGAUGCUUAUUAUUUUAUUUUCAGUAAUGGAACCAAAUGCCCACUGUCACUCUGUCAGUACUGGAAAUGUUUUUUGUCCCUUGAACAAACUGUACUCUGCAGAAACUGCAAGUUAAGAUUGAAACCGUGUUUUUGUUCUAAUCAAUGUUAGCACAACAUUUUGUAAUUGGAUAUAUUCUGCCUGGUUAAUGUCAAAUUGCUAUCUGUGUUUGGCUCAAAAUUUUUGCACAGCAUUUUUUCUGAAACUAUUUUUUUUUGCAUAUAGUGUAUCCAAGUAAUGACCCUUUUCCACUUUUGUAUUUUAUUCUAUUAAAUAUUUGUUAGACACUGGCAGGAGGCUGCUUUUGCAUCUGGGUUAGGAACAGGAGGGGUUACUUUUUUGUUUUUCUUGCUUUUGCUUUGACCAGAGCUGAGGGCCUAAAGUGGCCGUAGCUGGGCUGUAACGGUGGAGACUUUCUCUUCAGUGGUUAGUGGUUGUCAGUGCUGCCCUGGUUUGAACUGCACUGUAGUAACAGUGUGUGUAAAACUGAGAUGUACGUAUGUAUGUAUGAUGGUGUCCCUGUUAUUAAAACUCUUGAGCUCUUUACUGCCACAUGUUGCCACACAGACAUCUGGGAAACUAAGCCCAUGGCAACAGAAAUGACACAAAUGUACUCAUGCAUUUCACUUCCUUUCUUGUUCUUUGAUCUAAAUAAAACUCAUAAGUAGUUUCAAAGGGCUGUUAAUGUUCA
Haplochromis burtoni (Burton's mouthbrooder) is the source of this 2332-nucleotide messenger RNA. Its product is annotated as cell wall integrity and stress response component 3. The record is from RefSeq and is a predicted model, not a curated record. The transcript is spliced from 16 exons. NCBI's taxonomy places the organism in Eukaryota, Metazoa, Chordata, Actinopteri, Cichliformes, Cichlidae. Bases 468 to 1601 code for a protein of 377 amino acids.